Molecule: messenger RNA, 1874 nt
Organism: Antechinus flavipes (yellow-footed antechinus)
Lineage: Eukaryota; Metazoa; Chordata; Mammalia; Dasyuromorphia; Dasyuridae
Gene: NEIL1
Product: nei like DNA glycosylase 1
Exons: 10
Coding region: 89-1351 (420 amino acids)
Biological process (GO): base-excision repair
Cellular component (GO): nucleus
Molecular function (GO): damaged DNA binding; DNA N-glycosylase activity; DNA-(apurinic or apyrimidinic site) endonuclease activity
Source: RefSeq, a predicted model, not a curated record
UACAUUUCCCAGGAUGCUUCUGGGCAAACCCCAUCCUCUAGUUUAACUCCGGUGGCAGGAGUCUAUACGGAGCACAGCUGAGAGCAGGAUGCCCGAGGGCCCAGAGCUCCACUUGGCCAGCUGCUACGUGAACACCCAGUGCAAGGACCUGGUGUUCGCCGGGCGGGCGGAGAAGUCCGAAGUCAGUAAAAACCCGGAGGUGCCCUUCGAGAGCAGCGCCUACCGCAUCACGGCCACCUCUCGGGGCAAGGAGGUCCGGCUGACGCUGAGCCCGCUGCCGGGGGCCCACCCCCCACAGGCCCCCCUGGACCUGGUGUUCCGCUUCGGCAUGUCCGGCUCCUUUCAGGUGGUCCCGGCGGACGCCCUGCCCAAGCACGCCCACCUGCGUUUCUAUACCGCCUCUCCCCCUCCCCGCCGAGCCCUCUGCUUCGUGGACAUCCGGCGCUUUGGCCACUGGGAAGUCCAGGGCACGUGGCAGCCUGGGCGCGGCCCCUGCGUUCUCCUGGAGUAUGAGAAGUUCAGGGAGAACGUCCUCCAGAACUUGGCUGACAAGACCUUUGACAAGCCCAUUUGCGAAGCUCUCCUGGACCAGAAGUUCUUCAACGGCAUUGGCAACUACCUUCGGGCAGAGAUUCUUCACCGGCUGAAGAUCCCUCCCUUUGAGAAGGCCCGAACUGUCCUGGAGGCGCUGAAGUGUCGGAGGCCGAACCCAGAACUGACCCUGAGCAAGAAGGUCAAAGCAAAGCUAGAGAACCCGGACUUGCUGGAGCUGUGCCAUUCGGUCCCCAUGGAGGUGAUCCAGCUCGGGGGUAAGGGUUAUGGACCCGAGAGGGAGGAAGAUGACUUUUCAGCUUUCCGUGCAUGGCUGCGCUGCUACUCUGUGUCUGGCAUGAGCUGCCUCCCGGACAGGCACGGCAGGACCAUCUGGUUCCAGGGAGAUCCUGGACCUCUGGCCCCCAAAGGAGGAAAAUCCCGUAAGAAGCGUGUGAAGGAAAAAUCCAUCCCUGAAGUUACCGAUUCAGAGGAUCUUACAUCUCUGCCAAAGAAGGGCCCCACCAGAGCAAGGAAACCAGGCAAGAAGUCUCAGAAGGGUUCUGUUGAUCAAGGAACCAAGGGACAUGGGGCAUCAACUAGACGCCCCAAGUCCCAGCCCCGACUAAAGCGUCGGAAGUCUGCUCCAACAUCCCCAGGAAAUGAUCCAGGAGUUCUAGGAGGAAAACAGCAGCUGGUGGCCCGAGUACGAAAAGCCAGAACCAGGAAGGGGAAAGCUACUUCCAAACCCAGGCUCUCCCCAUCUUCCUCCCCACCUCCAUCACCCAGCAGCCAUCCUGAACCUGGCCUGUCUCCUUGAAGCUUCAGCCCCAGGGUGGGAGAGGCCCCCCCCCCCCGGGUCCUCCUGUUAGCCCCGUGAUGGGGAGAGGGAUGUGGACCACCCCAGGAUCAGGGCAGCCAGGAGAAUAUGGCAAAAGGCUCAGGCUUCAGAUUUGGAGGACACAAUGCUUUUCAUAAGAUUCAUUGGCAGUUUUCUUGGGCCUGUGCACAAUCCUGACCAAAAGAUUCAACUGAUGUCUGAAAAGGGUUGAUUUCCACAGCUGGGAUGGAUUGCUGCCAGGGGAGGCUCAACACCCAGAGCCCUGGAGCUCCAAAUCCUUUCUUUUGUGUCAGUGCCUUUGCCCUUCAAGCCCCAAGUUGGGAGGGAACCCCAAAUGUCUUUCAUCCACGUCUUGCCUUUCCCACCCCAGUCAGGCACCCAAUCCCUUAUUCCCUACUCCUCUCCCAGCAGGGUUGAAAUCCAGGAUGAUUUUAGAGCUUUUGAACCAGUUUUGGAGAUGCUUUUGUACAUGUUGACAAUAAAAUCUAACUAGAAAUCUUAA